UUUCCGGGAUGUUUUCCGUGCUGACCAGCCUCCACCGCCAUUGCAGGUCCAGGGAGUCGGUGUAGUGGCAGGCAGGCGUUAGCCAGGGGAAGACCGCAAGUAAACAGUAAAGGGACGGAUUAAAAAGAAAAAAGCACCAGCACACCGACAACACGUUUCAAAGAAGGCAGAGUUAAUUUACAAUUGGACUUUAGACUAGAGGCUCCCUGGCUGUCCGGCUAGUCGUAGUUUGUUAGCAUUAGAAGAAACCGGAGGAGAGUGAGAGAGGAACCGCCAUGGCUCAGAUCCUGCCCAUUCGCUUUCAGGAGCACCUGCAGCUCCAGAACUUGGGGAUCAAUCCGGCCAACAUCGGCUUCAGCACCCUCACCAUGGAGUCGGACAAGUUCAUUUGUAUCCGAGAGAAGGUGGGCGAGCAGACUCGUGUGAUCAUUGAUUUGGCCGACCCAACACCGAUCCGCAGGCCGAUCUCAGCCGACAGCAUCAUGAAUCCAGCCAGCAAAGUCAUUGCACUUAAAGACGCCGCCAAAACCCUUCAGAUCUUUAACAUUGAGAUGAAGAGCAAGAUGAAGGCACACACCAUGACAGACGACGUUACCUUCUGGAAGUGGAUCUCCCUUAACACAGUUGCGCUUGUGACUGACACUGCUGUCUACCACUGGAGCAUGGAGGGUGACUCACAGCCGGUGAAAGUUUUUGACCGCCACUCCAGCCUGGCAGGUUGCCAGAUCAUCAACUACCGCACCGACGCCAAGCAGAAGUGGCUCCUGCUCAUUGGUAUUUCAGCUCAGCAAAACCGUGUGGUGGGAGCCAUGCAGCUGUACUCGGUGGACAGAAAAGUGUCGCAGCCCAUUGAAGGUCACGCUGCCAGCUUCGCCCAGUUCAAGAUGGAAGGGAACGCAGAGGAGUCGACUCUUUUCUGCUUUGCUGUCAGAGGCCAGGCUGGAGGCAAGUUGCACAUCAUUGAAGUUGGGACUCCGCCAACUGGUAAUCAGCCAUUUCCAAAGAAAGCAGUGGAUGUCUUCUUCCCUCCCGAAGCCCAGAAUGACUUCCCUGUGGCUAUGCAGAUAAGCUCCAAGCAUGAUGUUGUUUUCCUGAUCACCAAAUACGGCUACAUCCAUCUGUAUGACUUGGAGACUGGCACCUGCAUCUACAUGAACCGCAUCAGCGGGGAGACCAUCUUUGUGACCGCUCCACAUGAGGCCACCUCUGGCAUCAUCGGCGUCAACAGGAAGGGACAGGUGCUGUCGGUCUGCGUGGAAGAGGAGAACAUCAUUCCUUACAUCACCAACGUGCUGCAGAAUCCAGACCUGGCUCUCCGCCUAGCCGUCCGCAACAACCUCGCUGGAGGGGAAGAGCUCUUUGCACGCAAGUUCAACAACCUGUUUACUGCUGGAAACUACUCUGAGGCCGCCAAGGUUGCUGCCAAUGCACCAAAGGGUAUCCUGCGCACUCCAGACACCAUCCGGCGCUUCCAAGGAGUUCCCAACCAGCCGGGCCAGACCUCCCCCUUGCUGCAGUACUUCGGCAUCCUGUUGGACCAGGGCCAGCUCAACAAGUUUGAGUCUCUGGAGCUCUGCAGGCCUGUCCUCCAGCAGGGGCGAAAGCAGCUCCUGGAGAAGUGGCUCAAGGAAGACAAGCUGGAGUGCUCUGAAGAGCUGGGUGACCUGGUGAAGGCAGUGGACCCCACUCUGGCUCUCAGUGUUUACCUGAGGGCCAACGUCCCCAACAAGGUCAUUCAGUGCUUUGCAGAAACUGGCCAGUUCCCUAAGAUCGUCCUGUACGCCAAGAAGGUGGGCUACACUCCAGACUGGAUCUUCCUGUUGAGGAACGUGAUGCGGAUCAACCCAGAGCAAGGCCUCCAGUUUGCUCAAAUGCUGGUCCAGGAUGAAGAGCCGCUGGCUGACAUCACUCAGAUCGUGGAUGUCUUUAUGGAGUAUAACCUGAUCCAGCAGUGCACGUCUUUCCUCCUGGAUGCCCUGAAGAACAACAGGCCGUCUGAAGGUCCGCUGCAGACUCGCCUGCUGGAGAUGAACCUCAUGCACGCCCCGCAGGUUGCUGAUGCUAUUCUGGGAAACCAGAUGUUCACCAACUACGAUCGGGCACACAUCGCCCAGCUGUGUGAGAAGGCCGGGCUCCUGCAGAGGGCACUGGAACACUACACCGACCUGUAUGACAUCAAGCGUGCCGUGGUGCACACCCAUCUGCUCAACCCAGAGUGGCUGGUGAACUUCUUUGGCUCUCUGUCAGUGGAGGACUCUCUGGAGUGUCUGAGAGCCAUGCUCUCAGCCAACAUCCGCCAGAAUCUGCAGAUCUGUGUCCAGGUGGCGUCCAAGUACCACGAACAGCUCACCACACAGGCUCUCAUUGAACUCUUUGAGUCCUUCAAGAGCUUCGAAGGUUUGUUUUACUUCCUGGGGUCCAUUGUGAACUUCAGCCAGGACCCCGAAGUUCACUUCAAAUACAUCCAGGCUGCUUGCAAGACGGGCCAGAUCAAAGAGGUGGAGAGGAUCUGCAGAGAGAGCAACUGCUACGACCCCGAGCGUGUCAAGAACUUCCUCAAGGAAGCCAAACUCACAGAUCAGCUGCCGCUUAUCAUCGUCUGCGAUCGCUUCGACUUUGUCCACGACCUGGUCCUCUACCUGUACCGCAACAACCUGCAGAAGUACAUCGAAAUCUACGUGCAGAAAGUGAACCCCAGCCGUCUGCCGGUUGUGGUCGGCGGCCUGCUGGAUGUGGACUGCUCUGAGGACGUCAUUAAGAGCCUGAUCCUGGUCGUCAGGGGGCAGUUCUCCACCGAUGAGCUGGUUGCUGAGGUGGAGAAGAGGAACAGACUGAAGCUGCUGCUGCCCUGGCUCGAGUCUCGUAUCCACGAAGGCUGCGAAGAGCCGGCUACCCAUAAUGCUCUGGCCAAGAUCUACAUUGACAGCAACAACAACCCCGAACGCUUCCUGAGAGAAAACCCAUACUACGACAGCCGCGUGGUGGGAAAGUACUGCGAGAAGAGAGACCCUCAUCUGGCCUGCGUGGCUUACGAGAGGGGACAGUGUGACCAGGAGCUGAUUAACGUCUGCAAUGAGAACUCCCUCUUCAAGAGCUUGUCUCGCUACCUGGUCCGUCGCAGAGACCCUGACCUGUGGGGCAGCGUGCUGCUGGAGAGUAACCCCUACAGACGACCACUCAUCGACCAGGUGGUGCAGACGGCGCUGUCAGAAACCCAGGAUCCAGAGGAGGUGUCUGUCACCGUGAAGGCUUUCAUGACUGCCGACUUGCCCAACGAGCUCAUUGAGCUUCUGGAAAAGAUCGUGUUGGACAACUCCGUCUUCAGCGAGCACAGAAAUCUGCAGAACCUGCUGAUCCUGACGGCGAUCAAAGCGGACCGCACUCGUGUGAUGGAGUACAUCAGCAGGCUGGAUAACUAUGACGCUCCCGACAUCGCAAACAUCGCCAUCAGCAAUGAGCUCUUCGAGGAAGCCUUCGCCAUCUUCAAGAAGUUUGACGUCAACACCUCUGCUGUGCAGGUGCUGAUCGAGCACAUUGGAAACCUGGACCGGGCGUACGAGUUUGCAGAACGCUGCAAUGAGCCUGCUGUGUGGAGCCAACUGGCCAAGGCUCAGCUGCAGAAGGAGCUGGUUAAGGAGGCCAUCGACUCCUACAUUAAGGCUGACGACCCCUCUGCCUACAUGGAGGUGGUUCAGGCGGCUGAUAAGAGCGGAAACUGGGAGGACCUGGUGAAAUUCCUUCAGAUGGCUCGUAAGAAGGCCCGCGAGUCGUAUGUUGAGACUGAGCUGAUCUUCGCUUUGGCCAAAACCAACCGCCUGGCUGAACUGGAAGAGUUUAUCAACGGACCCAAUAACGCUCACAUCCAGCAGGUCGGUGACCGCUGCUACGAUGAGAAGAUGUACGAGGCAGCUAAACUGCUCUACAACAACGUCUCCAACUUCGGCCGCCUGGCCUCCACUCUGGUGCACCUCGGGGAGUACCAGGCUGCCGUGGACGGGGCCCGCAAGGCGAACAGCACCCGCACGUGGAAGGAGGUGUGCUUCGCCUGUGUGGACGGGAAGGAGUUCAGACUGGCCCAGAUGUGCGGUCUCCACAUCGUGGUGCAUGCUGAUGAGCUCGAGGAGCUGAUCAACUACUACCAGGACCGCGGCUACUUCGAGGAGUUGAUCACCAUGCUGGAGGCCGCCCUGGGCCUGGAGCGCGCUCACAUGGGGAUGUUCACGGAGCUGGCCAUUCUCUACUCCAAGUUCAAGCCACAGAAGAUGAGGGAGCAUCUGGAGCUCUUCUGGUCCAGAGUGAACAUCCCCAAGGUUCUGAGAGCAGCCGAGCAGGCCCACCUGUGGGCCGAGCUGGUGUUCCUCUACGACAAGUACGAGGAGUACGACAACGCCAUCAUCACCAUGAUGAACCACCCAACGGACGCCUGGAAGGAGGGCCAGUUCAAAGAUAUCAUCACCAAGGUGGCCAAUGUGGAGCUGUACUACAAAGCCAUCCAGUUCUAUCUGGAGUUCAAGCCCUUGUUACUGAAUGAUUUACUCAUCGUGCUUUCUCCCAGACUGGACCACUCACGUGCCGUCAACUUCUUCAGCAAGGUUAAGCAGCUGCCUCUGGUCAAACCUUAUCUCCGGUCAGUACAGAAUCACAACAACAAAUCAGUCAAUGAAGCACUUAACAACCUCUUCAUCACAGAGGAGGACUAUCAGGCACUGAGGACAUCAAUAGAUGCCUACGACAACUUUGACAACAUCUCGCUGGCCCAGCGCAUGGAGAAACACGAGCUGAUCGAGUUCAGGAGAAUCGCUGCCUACCUCUUCAAGGGGAACAACCGCUGGAAGCAGAGUGUGGAGCUCUGCAAGAAGGACAAGCUCUACAAGGACGCCAUGCAGUACGCGUCUGAGUCCAAAGACACGGAGCUGGCAGAGGAGCUGCUGUCCUGGUUCCUGCAGGAGAACAAGAAGGAGUGCUUCGCCGCCUGCCUCUUCACCUGCUACGACCUGCUGCGGCCCGACGUGGUGCUGGAGACCGCCUGGAGGCACAACAUCAUGGACUUCUCCAUGCCAUACUUCAUUCAGGUCAUGCGGGAGUACCUCAGCAAGGUAGACAAACUAGAAACCUCAGAGUCUCUAAGGAAAGAGGAGGAGCAGGCGACAGAGACGCAACCCAUCGUCUAUGGAGCCCCCCAGCUGAUGCUGACGGCGGGCCCCAGCGUACCGGUGCCCCCUCAGCAGGCCUACGGCUACGGCUACCAGGCGCCCGCAGGCUACACUCAGCCGGCAGCUCAGCCAGGCUUCGGCUACGGCAUGUAAAGACCCCCGACUCCUCCCACCCCCCUCCGCUCCACAUCCAGGGUGGAGACCCCAUCCAUCCACCUCCCAAAGUCCUUCACCAGACCUCUAUGGUCUCUCUGCCCUCUACAGGGAGCAGAGGGUAAUACAGACAAACCUUUUCUCUUUUCUUUCUUUUUCUUUUUUUUUUUUACUUUCCCCUUUUUAAACUGUCAUGAAGGACUCAGUUUUAUUUCUGUUUUCAAAGAAAAGCGUUUGAAUCACAAAGAUUAAUUUUCUCACAUUCCGUAUUGACUAGAUUAAUUUUUUUUUCUUAUGUCUAUUUUAUUUGAAUGGGAAAUGGUUUAUGUACAAUGGGGGGCUUGCGGGAAGAGCUAGUCCUCUUCUCAGUCUAAAGAAAAAAAUGGUCUGUUGUGAAGCAUCUGAUUUGCACUCUGUAGUGAGAAGAAAAAAAUGUAGAACCUCUUCCUUUUGAUGUGUGUGAGCAGCUUCUUCUGUCCGACUGUAAAAUGCAUUUAAUUAUUGUAUAUUCAGACACACACUCAGAGAAAAGAAAAAAAAAAAGAGAGAGAGAGAGAGAGACCGCUACGAUGUUCUUCUAUAUUUGAACAUGAAACUGCCGCUUCACGACCACAAUCCUGAAACACUACGUCGUUCCAGUCACGUCCUCACGCUCUCACUUCAGGGCUGCUCCUCCAAGAGAAAUCCUCAGCCGAUUUCCAGGGAAAGCUGGACUCCCUCCAGCGAAGCCUAUGCAGAACUCCGAACUCGGUCGACUCGUUGCUUUCCGUAGCCGCUCUGCCGUGGGACCAUUCCGCCUCCGGAGGGACCACACACAUCUGUCCGCGCUCCACUAACCACGCUCCCUCCUUCCCAGCCGUGCUUUUGUUUUCACAUCAGCUCACUGUUACUGAGUGUGCAGGAGGGACCUCUCCAGCUCCCCUUCUCCUCGCGUCCUGUCGAGGGUCGUCUUUAAAACUCCUCGGUUUCACUCGCUCAUCCGAACAGAAACGGCGUCACGGCUCUCGUGGUGAUUUUGAAGUUUUUAUCAAAGGCUUGCGUGUAUCCAGGAAAAUCAAUCAUUAACUCCUUUGAACUUAUAUUCUUAUCUAAAUUACCUUAGAUUGAAAUUGUGCACUUAAAAUACUUGAUUGUGCAUAAUCAGGAUCAUAAUGAAUGAAACAGCGGUUUUGUUUUCCACUUAAAAAAA
Salarias fasciatus (jewelled blenny) is the source of this 6495-nucleotide messenger RNA. RefSeq names its product clathrin heavy chain 1-like. Gene Ontology annotation, cellular component: extracellular exosome; spindle; clathrin coat of coated pit. The record is from RefSeq and is a predicted model, not a curated record. Gene Ontology annotation, molecular function: clathrin light chain binding; structural molecule activity. Lineage: Eukaryota; Metazoa; Chordata; Actinopteri; Blenniiformes; Blenniidae. Gene Ontology annotation, biological process: intracellular protein transport; mitotic cell cycle; receptor-mediated endocytosis.